UAAAAAUGAAUAAAUAUCCGUCGAUUCCGCGUCGCCCCUCUUCCUCCUCGCUGGCGCCUUUGCCCCAACUGGAGUCAUGCCUCCCUACAACUGGUAGAGAAUGCUCUUCUCUACCUCCUGACGUCAAACCAAUCGCCUUCACCUUGACCAAUUGCACCCUUCAAGGUCAUGGGCAAGUUCCCGACGUCCUGAGUUGGGGUCUUCAGGUCACUCUAGGUUCGACCGCUCCAGGUUCACUCCCACAGGAAAUGUGCCUUAUGACCUCCACGUUUACGAACAAUACCUUCAUUCCGACGGUCAAGGCCUGCUCCACCGAUAAUACGACCCAAUUCGCGACCUGCGCUACCCGUCGCGGUGGUCUUUUUGACUCGUCCGGAUCGAGUCUUACUGCCAUCUCCUCAGCGAGCGACUUACCUCCAGACGUCAACUGGGCGGCGAUAGACCCAGGAAAUAGCGUCACGGAGAAAGGAACCAUACCUCUUCAGUUGCCUUCCGAAAUUUCCUUACCUCAAUUUCCGUUUAAAACCAUCGAAGGUGGUCAAAACCAUAAUACUGGUCACCUCGGCCUUGGCCGAAGCUCUCCGCUCCUCCAGCAACUCUCCGACGAGAAAGGGAUUGUGGCUGGAUUUGGGCUUGAUGCUGGUAGUCAGUCACAGUCACCACCUCGCGACGGACAUCUUAUCCUCGGUGGCUAUGAUAGACAAAAAGUUGGUUCAAGUGUAAAGGAUUACAACGUUACUCAUAGUCAAACGAGUGGGCGUAUAUGCUCUCUCCAAGUGACUAUUACCGAGCUCGUUUUACAAAGACCUGGCCUCGAGGAUACCGUCCUGAUCUCCAGAGGACAACAAAUGGAAGCCUGCAUUGAACCUUAUGAUACUCUUUUCCGCUUCCCACAAACAACAUUGAAUGCUUUUGCAGAGGCGACCAACUUUGUCAAUGGCUCCCUUCCUGAUCCGUCACAGUUCUACAUCGUAGAACCUGGUCUCACAUAUCCAUCUUCUCCCGCCUUCAACGGCUCUCUCAAGAUUACGCUUGACUACGACUUUGUAGUCGAAAUCCCAACCGAAGAACUCGCUCAUCCUCUACGCGGUAUCUCGCCAACUGGUGAAAGGGUCACAAUGUCCAAUACAACCGAGCUCAAUAUCUUUCGCCAAGUCGCACUCUUGGAUACUGCCGUUCUAGGGAAAGCAUUCUUGAGCAGGGUAUACCUAAUGGUACAAUACCGUAGCACUGGAGCAGUUUUUCGUCUAGCAAAGAGCAAUCAAGGCGAGCUUCCUAUCUAUCCUGUUGCAUUUGACCCCGAUUGUACCAACUCCAAACGAAAGCUUAGCAAGGGGGCCAUUGCUGGUAUCGUCAUUGGUUCCCUUGUAGGGGCCGUACUCAUUGCACUUCUUGUGCGGCUGUUGUAUAGAAGGGCAAACCGACUACCACAACAAGGGCCAGCAUGGAAUAAGCAGUAG
Molecule: messenger RNA, 1460 nt
Organism: Acaulospora colombiana
Lineage: Eukaryota; Fungi; Glomeromycota; Glomeromycetes; Diversisporales; Acaulosporaceae
Source: the annotation of a GenBank genome assembly